Cydia strobilella is the source of this 3617-nucleotide messenger RNA. RefSeq names its product E3 ubiquitin-protein ligase COP1-like. Gene Ontology annotation, biological process: proteasome-mediated ubiquitin-dependent protein catabolic process. The coding region runs from base 289 to 3333 and encodes 1014 amino acids. Gene Ontology annotation, molecular function: ubiquitin protein ligase activity; protein binding. NCBI's taxonomy places the organism in Eukaryota, Metazoa, Arthropoda, Insecta, Lepidoptera, Tortricidae. The transcript has 22 exons. The record is from RefSeq and is a predicted model, not a curated record.
UGGCAACACUGGUGUUCAAAAGUCAAUCGAGGAUGCAGUGAUGGCAGGCGGUGGUAUCAAAUAUUUGCUAAAAAACCAUGGGUUUUAUUAGAAAACUGUUAUUUGGAAGUAUUAAUAAUUGCUUGCGAGCUGGUGCACAACUAGCAAGAGGUCGUAGUGCUGCAGACGCUGCAGCAACGAAGCCUAAAGGCGAGUAAACAGUGGUCUAAUGAAAGACAAAGUGGUGUCCAGAAAAACCACUAGAACUGCUCGAUUUCAAGCUCUGCGAGGGUUUAGACGACCAGCACCAUGUCAGGAACCGCUGGUUCAAGCAGCAGUGCAGCCCUCGGAGGGCUUGGGGGCUCCUUAGAAGACAAGGACUGCGAGCUAUUGUGUCCGGUCUGCUUCGAGCUCAUUGAUGAGGCGUAUGUGACGAGAUGCGGCCACUCAUUCUGCUACGCUUGUAUUGCCAAGAGUGUUGAACAACAUAGACGGUGUCCAAAAUGCGGCGCAGCAGUCGCCAGCCGCGACCACAUGUUCCCAAACUUCAUGCUCAACGAGCUGGUCGCACGGCGGAGGCUGCGCGCCGCUCGGCCUCCCUCGCAGGCCUCCGAGGGGGGCGAUGCGGCGAGGCUACGGGCGUUACUAGCGGCAGAGAGCGCAAGACUAGCUAUGCCUGAUGUCGAGCUUAUGUUAGAGGUGCUAACGCGGCGAAAGCGUCUGCUCGAAGCCGAAUCAGCGGCCGCGCACCACCGUCUCCUGUACGAGUUCCUUGCACAGCUGCACCGGCAUCGUCAGCAGCAGCUCCAACAACUCGCUCGUGAAGCGGCACUUGUUCAAACUGACAUGGAGCACGUGGCCGGCACGCUGCGGCUGCACCGGCAUCGUCAGCAGCAGCUCCAACAACUCGCUCGUGAAGCGGCACUUGUUCAAGCUGACAUGGAGCACGUGGCCGGCACGCUGCGGUCGAGUACAGUGACCAGUACUCCACCGUCUCCUGUACGAGUUCCUUGCACAGCUGCACCGGCAUCGUCAGCAGCAAGCUCCAACAACUCGCUCGGGAAGCGGCACUUGUUCAAGCUGACAUGGAGCACGUGGCCGGCACGCUGCGGCUGCACCGGCAUCGUCAGCAGCAGCUCCAACAACUCGCUCGUGAAGCGGCACUUGUUCAAGCUGACAUGGAGCACGUGGCCGGCACGCUGCGGCUGCACCGGCAUCGUCAGCAGCAGCUCCAACAACUCGCUCGUGAAGCGGCACUUGUUCAAGCUGACAUGGAGCACGUGGCCGGCACGCUGCGGCUGCACCGGCAUCGUCAGCAGCAAGCUCCAACAACUCGCUCGGGAAGCGGCACUUGUUCAAGCUGACAUGGAGCACGUGGCCGGCACGCUGCGGCUGCACCGGCAUCGUCAGCAGCAGCUCCAACAACUCGCUCGUGAAGCGGCACUUGUUCAAGCUGACAUGGAGCACGUGGCCGGCACGCUGCGGGUGAGUACAGUGACCAUACUCCACCGUCUCCUGUACGAGUUCCUUGCACAGCUGCACCGGCAUCGUCAGCAGCAGCUCCAACAACUCGCUCGUGAAGCGGCACUUGUUCAAGCUGACAUGGAGGACGUGGCCGGCACGCUGCGGGAUUUGAAAGCGGGCGCGGCGGGCCUGGCCUCAUUUCCUUCGGAAGACGGCGAGUCCGGACCGGCGUCUGACGCUGUUAGAGCUCUGAGAAAGGAACUAACAGAGCUGGCUGGUUCCGUCUCAGACAGCGCGGCGGCGCCACCGUCGCCGGACGACGAGGAGGGCUUCGCUGGCGCCGCGGGCGAGAACCCGUUACACAACAGCACGUUCAACAGAUGGCGCCGCCUGGUGGCACACUUCGAGGACUUCGUGCAGUGCUACUUCGCGCACCGAGCGGACGAGCUGUACUUCCCCGCGCCCGCUGGCACGCCCGCUCCGCUUGUGACGUCUGCGCCGUCGUUCACGACCGUGGCCUCAGUCACUACCGUGGCUGGGCACGAUGACCAGGUCCCGGAUAACGAUCCUACCAGUAAGAACACUAACUUCCCCGCGCCCGCUGUCACGCGUGCUCCGCUCGUGACGUCCGCGCCGUCGUUCACGACCGUGGCCUCAGUCACUACCGUGGCUGGGCACGAUGACCAGGUCCCGGAUAACGAUCCUACCACCGCAAUAAAACCGUCAUUUGUGAACGGUGACCAACGGUUGCCCGAAAGUUCCCCCACCGAGGCGCCCCGCGCGCCGCCCGCCCCCUCCCCCUCCGCCACCCUCAGCAAGGGGGAGGGCGGGGGAGGGGGCUUAGACGCCUUUAGAGAGGAUCUCGUUGCCUUCACUAGAUAUAGGGCGCUGAGGCCGCUAGCUACACUAUCUUAUUCCAGCGACGCCAUUAAUUAUUCUACUAUCGUAUCUACUAUAGAGUUCGACAAAGAUGAAGAAUUCUUCGCCAUUGCCGGCGUGACGAAGCGCAUCAAGGUGUUCGAAUACGAAGCCGUGGUUCGUGACGCCGUGGACGUGCACUACCCCUGCGCUGAGAUGCAGUGCGCUCAUAAAAUUAGCUGUGUAUCUUGGAACGCGUAUCAUAAGAAUGUGCUGGCGUCAGCAGACUACGAAGGCACAGUAGCGGUAUGGGACGCGGGCACCGGCCAGCGCACGCGAGCGCUACUCGAGCACGACAAGCGCUGCUGGUCGGUGCACUUCAACCGUGCCGAUGUGCGGCUACUAGCUAGUGGGUCCGACGACGCGCGCGUCAAGCUGUGGGCGCUCAACGCCGAGAGAUCAGUGGCAACACUAGAAGCACGCUUCAACGUGUGCUGCGUGCGUUUCAACCCGCGCUCGUCCUGCCACCUGGCGUUCGGGUCGGCCGACCACUGCGUGCAUUACUACGACCUCAGGGCCCCCAGGGCGCCACUGGCCGUCUUCAGGGACCACAGGAAAGCGGUGUCGUACGUGAAGUUCCUCGACGCACGAACGCUCGUGUCCGCCUCAACAGACUCACAACUUAAACUAUGGAAGGUGGAAUCCCCCCGCUGCGUCCGCUCCUUCACCGGGCACGCGAACGAGAAGAACUUUGUAGGCCUCGCGACGGAGGCCAGCGGCCGCUACGUGGCCUGCGGCUCCGAGAACAAUGCGCUGUACGUGUACUACGCGGGCCUGUCCAAGCCCCUGCUCGCGCACCGCUUCGACGCCGUGCGGGGGUUCCUGGAGAGAGGUACCGGUGGCGAGAGGCGGGAGGACGAGCCGUCAGAGUUCGUCUCGGCGGUGUGCUGGCGCCGCGCGCCGCCUUCAGAGAGACAAGUACUCCUCGCCGCUAACAGCCAGGGCACAAUCAAAGUACUAGAACUUGUCUAGUCUGCCUAGGUUUCCUCCUGGAACUAAUGUAAGGUCUUCAAAAACUGUAGGUUUUGAAAGGGUCUUAGAGUAAGGCCCACACGCCACGCUUUUUAAGCUCUCGUGCGAAUGGAGCCUAAGCGUCCUGUUGCACGGUAAUCGCUUACCAUCAGGCCUGUGUGCUUGAUUGUUUAUCGACAUGGUAUGAAAAAGAAACGUGGCCGUAGUUAUGUAGAGAUCUUACAGAAUACACUACCGCAGUAAAAUGGAGACGAUGAGUUCAACCAAAACUUUUAAGAAACAAA